Messenger RNA from Pocillopora meandrina, 11839 nucleotides. The record is from the annotation of a GenBank genome assembly. NCBI's taxonomy places the organism in Eukaryota, Metazoa, Cnidaria, Anthozoa, Scleractinia, Pocilloporidae.
AUGGGUAGUACUUCCGUUAAUACUAACUUUACAGUACAGGUUUGUUCCGCAUUAUCACUAAGCAAUAAGAAUUUCCGUUCUUCGCCUUAAACUUUCCCCGAUUUUCGUUGUCCAUGAUAUUGUUUCACAAAAUCGCCGACAGAAUGGACUUCCGCUGUCAGCGCUAAAAAUUUCCCCCUUAUUUGUAUAGCUUCAGUUAUCUGAUACUUUUUUAAGUCUGUGGUAAAUUUCUCUUUCCUUCAGCAAUCUGUCGUUGUCGAGAUGGGACUCAUUUUCGUAAUUCUGAAGCACUGUGUCAGCAAAGAAAAGAGAAGAUUCACAGAUGAUGGAUUUGACCUUGAUCUAACUUGUAUCCUUCUUCACAAACGGAGGAAGUAAUUCGAAUUUUGACCUUGCGGGUGAUUACGGGUAUAAACAACGAGGGUUUCGGGAUUCUGGCCCAGUUCUCUGUAUGAGACCAUAUUUGGGUGAGCACCCUCGGCAUGCCUCAAAUAUGGCGGCCAACCUAAGAUAUGUGAUGGUCUGUCUGGCCUAAUUGUCGUAAUGUACUGUAGAAUUCUGCAGUUACUGACAUAAUUAUCGGUGAAGGUGUCAUUGAAGCAUGUGUCAGCGGAGGAAGAGCCAAAAUUAACAAACAGAAGCGGGUUGCUCAAGAAGUUUUUCGUUAACUCACUCGAUAACAAGUCACCCUCUGAGAUGGCAUAUUUCAAAGCUCUCGUGAGUAAGAAGAAACGGCGGUUUCAGGAAGAUGGGUUUGAUUUGGAUUUAACAUGUAUCCUUGUUUGCACUAAUGAUACGGCCGUGCGUAUUUAUGUUUAAUAGCAAGAACGUAUUUACAUCAGCUACUUGAUCUCUAAACUAAGCGCGCUGCAGUGGUCAUUUCACAAGCCAACCGUUGCAGUGUCGAGGAAUUGGUGUAGAAGUUAAGGGUCUUUAAGGGCUCUUUUUUUAACUCGUAUAUUUCACUUUGAGCUAAAUUGUUAUUUGAAGUUUUCAGGGGUAUUAAUAAUUUUCUGUGCUCUUCGCAAAAGAUCGACCAUUACAUUCUGUUUAUCGAUUGGUACGUACGUUCAACAUGAAUCUGUGCUGGGCAAUCUUGUAAUCUGUGCAGUUGCUUUAAUAGGGGUCGCGUAUUUAACUCGGCUUCUGGUGUUUGAUUUUCUCCUUCAUUUAAGCUUUCCGUAAAAUCGAAAUAAUCUUUUCAUCGUAUUUCUCAUACGUCAUUGCAUAAUUAUUUAUUUCUGGGGCCGUUGCUCAGACGGCUUAGAUACGACUCAGCAAAAUAUUGUCUAGUUGCUAAGAUAUUUUACAAGCUUCCGCUUUCCUGUAAGAUUGUUUGAACUGUACAAUAUCCUUGAAGUUGAAACAAAUAUAAAAACUCUUUAAGAAUUAUUUUUAGUGGUGAAUUUGUGGUAAAAAAUGCAUAGUUUCGCUAAACGUUUCUUGAUUUUUCAAGGAGAAGUGAUAAUUUAAUCAAUCCUGAGCUUCCAGAGGUUAUGAGAAGUAAUUGUUAAUUUAGCAUUUUAAAAUUUUUGUCACAAUGGUGCUUCAAUCAUGUUUUUGUGUUUUUGUUCUUUAACUAAUUUGUCUCCCAGAUAUUAAACCAAAUAUAGUGGCAAUGGGUUUUCCAUCAGAUAAUCUUGAAGGAGUGUAUAGAAAUCACAUUGAUGAGGUCCUAAGGUAACACAAGUGUCUCUCUGCCUGUCCAAUAAUUUGUGAACUCUGAGCCUCAGAGUAAAAUUUGAAAUUUAAUUUCACAUUACUAUUAAUUUUUCUUGACAACUGGUGCUCAAAAGCAGAAACAAAUUGGAUUAUAAUCAUCCAACCAUGACCCUCUGAACCCAAUGCAACAUGGCACAUGUUUUCCCCAGAUUUCAGAAACAUGAUUAACAGUAGGUUAAACACUUUCCCAAUGUUGCAUCUCCUAUUCCAUAGUUCACAAUCUCUUACAAUCUUCUACUUGUAUCAAACUAAGUGUCAUGAAGCAUAUAGGAAUUAUUCUUUUUGUUCUUUCAUGGUUCAUAGUUUGUGUGUUAUUGAAAAUGGUAAUAAGCAUUGUUAUUGUGCGGAGAAAACUGUUGUUAAAAAAUCUUUAAAAAAAGGCAGUACAAAAUCUGGUUGUUUCUAUAACUUUUUUCAUAAGUGGCUGCUGAUGGUGUAAUAGGAAGCUAUACUUGGAAAAACGGGUUGUAAGCAAAACCAAGCAUGGGAGCUUGGCAACAGGCUAAACAGGCAACAGCAAGAGGUCUUAUAGGCAUAGGUAGAAUGCCAGUAACUGGCUUUUAUAGAAGCACCCGACCAUGGUAUCAGCAAGGCCUCAUGGCCCUGUAUAUAGCCAUCUGAGAUGCAAAAUGCAAGAAGAAAGAGAAGUAGCUACAGUCGCAUGAUUAAGUCUCUGCAGCUGCAUUAUAAAAUCUCUUGUGACUGAGUUAGAUCAGCUGGACUGGAAAAUCCUUGCUGUGUUUGUUUCAUGUGCUUUUACCUUGAACAAAAUAUUUUGAUUCCUGUUUGCUGUGUGGGUUGAUGUAAAGAGAGUAUUGUGCAGUUAAGGUUUCUUUAGAAUAUAAGUCUAAAUUUGGUCAAGUUUUGGUGCUGUGUUUGUCCAGUGGCAUACCUGUUUUGAAUUGCUGAUAUAGUAAUACAAUUGUAACUUGUUUACUUUUCUGUCGACAGAUUUCUGGAAACAAGGCAUAAAGAUCACUACAAGGUUUACAAUUUGUGAGUAAUGCAAGCAUUCAAUUUGUAGAAGCUAGCCAAUGCAAUUUGACUUAUUGACUAGGUGCACUUUAUAAAUACAUUAGGGAAAAGAACUCAUUCUGACAAGUACUGUACAUAUUGUUUGGAAUGAAACAGUCCUGUGCAGUCCAUUUGGGCUGACUGAAAAGUCUAGCCAUGAAACAAGCUCAAUUUUGAGUAAGUCCUUAAUGGCAAACUGGAUUGUUGAUUUAUUUGGGCAUGUUAUUGAAAUAAAAAUAAAUGCACCAAGAAAUUAUCAAAAAGUUUUUCUGAAAAUGGCUGUGUAGGGUGGCAGUGGGAGCUGCAACUGUGAGAAGGGUCAUAUAGAUCACAGAAGUCUCACACAAGGUCUAAUAAAAAGCAAGAGACUGAUUGUAACCUGCUUUCAUUGCAACCCCUGAACCAUUAUAAAGAGCACAGUUGGUGCAAUUCAUUUUUUUUCUCAUUAUACACACAGAUGUUCUGAAAGAAACUAUGAUCCAGUCAAGUUUAAAAACAGAGGUAAGUUAGCUUACUACUGUUAGUCAGUUUCGUUUUUGAUCAGGAGUUCUGGUUAUUAACAAGAUAUGGGUUCUUGGCUGUUUUGCCACCAGUCAAUCCAAAAUAAAAGUUACAUCUGUGAUAGAGUGUGCAAAACAAAACCAAUUUUUAAUCCUGGGUCAGACAAAACUCACCUGUAGGAGAGCUUUGUAGGAGAGCUUUGAACAAGCCAGUCACAUGACAUGUUGUUUGACCACCAACUAUCGUGUUAAAGUAGAAUAUUUACUACAUUUUAAAUUAAAGCUUAGCAUUUCUGGGGUUUUUAUCUUGCAUUUGUGUCAUGUAAAGAAAAGCUGAAGAAUGUUUACAAAACCCAGUGAAAUUAAAUUAAUUUUGUAAUAUUUCCAUAAUAUCAUACUAUUGGUACUUUGAAAUAUUUCUUGUGUGUCAGAAAUUAAAUGAGUAUUUUACUCUUUAGUUCAAAAUCCAGAAGGUUAUUUUCAUAUUCUUUUUGUAUUACUGUACUUUGUAUGUAAAAAAAGAAAAAAAAGAAAAAAAAGAGACUGAAUGGUACAUUAAUAUGGCCUAUUUUCUUUAGUUGCCACCUACCCAUUUGACGACCACAAUGCACCUCCAUUUGAGCUGAUUGAGCCGUUUUGUGUUGAUGUGCAUGAAUUUCUGAAUGAAAGUGAGCAGAAUGUAGCUUUUAUUCACUGCAAAGCUGGCAAGGUAAAGAGCUUAUCCCUGUAAUUGAACCUUGGUUGUUCACAAGGGAGAAUAUUAUCAGAGCUAAGAAUUCCUUUGAUAUGAAACUUAUAACAGCCUUGCUUCAUGUAGAGUCACUGUGGCUCAGUGGUAGUGUCUCUAUAUGAGUGCAGAAUCCAAAGCUUAAGGUUUGACUCCUCACAAGAACUCAGAAUUUUUUCAUUGUCUAAUGUUUGUGACAAGACAAAAGAAUAUUUGCCUUUAAUUCUGUCAAUUCUGUUUGGUGAAAAUCUUUCAGAAUUGGGGAUACGGAAAAGUAAAGUUGAAUUGCGAAAACGGAGUGGUGAAGGGAUCAUCCUUUUUAGUGAUAUUGUGUGACUAGAUAAUUAUACUACUGUAAGAAGUCUACUGCACUUGAAGUAGGGAACCUCAACAGGUUUUUAAACUUUGACUUUGCAAUGUCAUGAGGAUGGUCUUAUCAACUAGCAGCUUAAGCUAUGAGAAGGGAGAAAUUCAAAUUUGGCUUGAAUGUAUGUGUUUGGUAUCAGAAUGGGAUUAAUUUAUUGUUAAAAUAUGAUUCAUAUCAACAGUGGAAAUUACAUUCGAUAAGGAAAUUAUUCUUGGAGUGAAACUGCCAGCAAACAUCAAAGGUCAUAGGUUAUGGAGCCUGUCAAAGUCUUAAAUUUGCUAUAAAAGCCUUAAAGUUGACAAGUUGCUUACUGCAAGGAUUGUUUCAUCAUUUUAACAAUCCUAUGGUUGCUUAUUUUGAAUCCAUUAAGUUUACAGCUAUCAGCUACAUUAUAUUCAUUGUCUGCAUCAUCUGUUCUGUACGUUUCUUUUGAAGGGCCGGACAGGAGUUAUGAUAUGUGCAUAUUUGCUUCACAAUAAACAUUUUUUUGAGAGUGAUGGGGCACUAAAGUAUUAUGGAGAAGCAAGAACAAGAAAUGCAAAAGGUGUAACAAUUCCCAGUCAAAGGAGAUAUGUUCUUUACUACAAUCAUCUUCUUACACAUGGACUGGAGUAUACUCGCACAAUGGUAUUACUGAAGAAAAUUGAGAUGCUUUCUGAUCAAACCCUCUUAAACACCUUUAGUAAGUGAUCUAUGGCUAAUUGGAAUGUUAAUAAUUAAAAAUAAAUGUAAGUUGCCUUCAAAGUGAUGUUAAGGUGUUUUGACGGAACAGGUUUGUGGCUGAGGCAUUAGGCAGGGCACUUUUGAGACUUGGUGCAUACAUGUGUGUGUAAAUCAAGAUAUGAAGCACAUGCAAAGGUUGGAGAGCACCCAAGAUUUGUUAUUAAGGGGCAGCCAAGAGCCACUUCAGCUUUUAGAGUGCUGUCUAAACACUGUACAUGCUUGAUAAUCUCCACGAAGGCACAGCUUACAAAUGAACAUGCAGUAGUUUAAAUAUUGUCUGAAGUGAAAUUUCCUUUGUGGGGGUUCAAUGUGUAGACAUUUGUCACCAAGGUACAUAGUAUGAGUGUGAAGCAGAUUUGAUUUUAAUUAUAAUUAUUUUUGAAUUCUUCAAAUGGAAUGGAUAUUUGUUAAAUGAUUGUCAAGACCUGGAGAUAGUGAAAAGAAAACUAAUUAACAAUUGGUGCAUACGUCAGCGUGUGUUCAUCGAGAUUUGAAGCAUGUGGGAAGUUUGGAGAGCACGAAAGAUGCGUAAGAGUUGUUCGAGGCAUAGCCGAGAGCAACUCUAGCUUCUUGAGUGCUCUUCAAACUUCCAAGUGCUUCAUAUCUUGAUGAACACACAGCUGACAUAUGAACCAAUUGUUUUAUAACAUGUUCAACCAGAUGGAAAAUUUUUUUUCUCGAGGGAUUUGUUUGCUGACAUCAUGAGCGUGCACAAUAGGAAUAUGAAGCACGCUUGCGCAAUUGAAUUUGAUUACAUAAAUUUACCAGCUAUGUUAUAAUAGAGGUUAACCCUUUAACUCCCAAGAUCUGAUUUUUAAUUCUCCCCUCUAGCUGUUACACUUUUCCUUGUAAAUUAGUUUUGAGAACUUAGUGUUAGAUCAAGAUAGCAGCUUCUACCUGAUAAGUUUGAUAUUCUCAUUACCUGUUUGCUGAAUAAUGUAAGGAUAUUGUUGGGAGAAGUUUUAUGUUAAUCACUUCUGGGAGUUAAAGGGUUAAGUGAGGAUGGAGAGAGGUCUGGAUUUUUAAAAAGGCUGUAUCAAAAUGCCUGACUGCUGAGGGAAAUGUUUGUAAGGUUGCUUAAUUUACAUGAACUAGGUAAACCAGUAAACAUUUUGGUGAAGAUAAUUUGGUAUGUAAAUUCAGCUUUCAAACAGAGAUUGCAAAUAUUAUUGGUGGAUGUACCCUUAUGGACAAAUCCUUGUGAAGUACUCUUCUCUUCAGACAAAUUGAUUAGACUCUGAUCUUUUCUCUAAGGACUCAAACUAACCUUAAACUUAAUGUCUUGUACUGCUUUCAGAUCCAUAUUACAUCAUUUGGCAACAGAAGGUGAACCUUUAUCAGUCUAAAGUUACUGAGGUAUGAUUCCCUUGAGUGUUAUCAGUGUUCAAUUAAUUCCUACAGCUUUAAUAAUUAUGAACAACAAGGGGAUGAAAAUAUGCAUAGUGUGCUUUGUAGUACAUGAAAUACAUUUGAAUGUGAUUUUUGAGAGGUCAGAGUUCCAUCCCUGAUAGGGCCAUUAAAUUGGGUUCCUGGGUAAGACUGUGUAGUCUUACUGUAUCUCUUUGCACCAGAAAAUGGAAGAGCCAACAGUUAGAAAAUCUGGAACAAAUGUUGAGUUCUAUGAAGGAAGGACUGGUAUCUGGCAAAUUAAUGGUGUAGACUUUGCAUGAUAAGUACAACUACAUGUGGUUGCUUGCGAUAAAUGAAGGAAACCAUGCAAGCUUUCUUGAUAGAGAGAAAUUGCCAUGAAAAGGAUAUCCAUGUGAGGGGGUUAAGUUAUUCAGGGGAAAACAAAAAAAAUAACCUUAAAUCCAUUGGGUCUCAUAUUGCAUGCAUUUUUUCAGUUUUAAGGUGUCAACAUUUGCACAAUCAGUUGUAUACUAUUUACAUAAUCAGUGGUUUGGUUUAUCAUUGUUACUUUCUAAGUGUGGUAGUCAUCUUCAUUAUCAUUCAUCUUCCAAUGUUUGGUUCAAAGGGAAGGAAAUGUGACAAAGGAUUUAUGUUUGAGCCGAGUCAACCAAUUCCAAUUUGUGGUGACAUCAAGAUAGAAUUCUUCCAUAAAGACAUGUUUAAAAAGGUGAGAUGCAGCUUACAGAGUUUACCAUAAUAACAGCCAUCAUACCUGUCUACAGCAGUGUAAUAAUUGGGUAAGAGAAACCUGCAAAAUAAAUAAGGGCCUUGAGCUUGUGCCCACAAACCACCUGUAUGAAGUCAGUGAUGUUGACAGUACAUUUAGUUCUCUCCAAACUCAACCUUUUUGAAAUAAUUUUGAUUUUCUUCCUGUUAGAGGAAUGGCCAUGAGUGUAGUCUCUUGCAACUGUUAUUUGGUCUUGUCAUACAAUGGCUCUCUCCUCAAUGGAGAAUAGAGGGCAUUGUGUGACGAUUUUGACCUGCCCGGCUAAAAAACAAUAAUUCUUGCAUGCUAUGCAUGCCUAUGUUUUAAUUAAAGUCCUCAUUCGACAACAUUCAGUUUAAUCAUAAAAUAUUGCCCAAAGCGACUUUUAGUUUCAAGUAAAUUUUUUUUUGCAUUAUUACAACAAAAAAAAUUUGAGGAAGUGGUUAUCUCUCUUCAACUUAGGAACUUGAAACUAGCUAAGUAAUAGAAUUGUUAAAGUUUGCAUCUUUUUUGCUGAACUCUGGUCACUAAAUUAAAGGCCUCAUGUAUAAAGUACAAAUAUAUUCUCAUGAUAGGCAGAACACAUUGUAGCCAUUGUUAACAGAAUCACACAAGAGAAAAAUUGCAACCUUGCUGCCAAUGUCAUUGGUCUUGUACAUUUUGUUAAUGUACAAGGAUGUUUUGGUUCAAAUUCCUUUCUUAUUUCAAACUUUUCAAAUCAGUUUUAUCUUUUAAUUUUCUUUGUCUUGUAAACAAAUGGAAAUUAAGUCAGACAAGCUCCUUUUGAAAAAUUGUUGACAAGAAAAGCAAAACCUGAACCACAACAAAAAUGGUUAUGAUGCUUUUUUUUCUUACUUCUUAUUUUGGUAUAUUGAAUAUUCAUGCUCCAAAAUUUUGAAGUAGGCAUCAGACUCUGCAAAAGUAGGUGACAGUGAAAAAGUCAUUUAGGGCCAAAAAGGUAAUUGUUUUGACCAGAGUAAGUGGCAACUUAUAAAUUAUCAAGCAGGCGGCAGAACUCUGGCAUUCACUGGCUUGUUUUAAAACCCUGAUAAUGAUAGCCUCUGGUCUCUCAUUCAUGUCAUUAAUCAUUUAUAGCCACAUAUGUGUGCUUGUACAAGUUACGUACUAUAUAUUCAUUGAAAUUUCAAUCCUAUACAAAGACUGCACCAUAACAUUUGAUUUUUAUGUGAAUUUGUUUCUAUCAGGAGAGACUUUUCCAGUUUUGGUUUAACACAUUCUUCAUAAGUCAAGCUGCUUGGACAGAAGAAAUCCAGGAAGAUGAGCCAACUCUUCAUACGUUUGAACUUGAUCCUAAUCUACGCUAUUUUGACAUUGGAAAGGAUAAUCUUGACAAGGCACACAAAGAUGCCAAAGAGAAGAUGUUUAAGUCAGAUUUUAGGGUGAGUGGAAUAUUGAAUGGCACACAGUCAUCUAAGAAUCAACAUUUAGAAAUUCUAGCUAAUUUCUUCAAAACACAAAUGAUUUCAGCUUUGAUGCCUGCACAUGGGAGGUUUAUGGUUAAUAGCAAUUAAUUCAAAGUCUUUUGCCAUUGCAGAUUCGUGUCACAUUUUCAGAAGUCACAAUGACGCGGGUAGUAAGUGCAGCAAGUGUAGAAAGUGCAGCAAGUGCAGCAAGUGCAUCAGUUUCAUCAAUUGCAUCAAGUGCAUCAUUGCCUAGGAAACAUGUACGGGGGUUAUCAUCAAAGACCUUGAAAAGUCGCUCUAUGGAUUCACUAGAAACUGUUGGUCAGGAAAAUGCAGAGGAUGACUUUUCAGACUCUGACACUGAGGUGAAGUGGGAUUUAGAAGACCAAAGGAGCUCUGUAGUUGAAUAUGUUUAAAAAAUAGAAAUCUGGUAGUUCUGAGGAAAUUUCUAGGACCAUAAAUUAUAAUUUUUGUAAUAAAUAGGCCAGUAUGACUUUGUUUUGGCAGUAUUAGGUGAGUUUAAUGUACUUGUACAUUGUUUGAAAUAUAGCAAUUCAAAACUACAUGUUAUGUGAGUAGAUACAGUACUUCAUCAGGAUGCCUGUACAUAUAUUCUAACUCUGAAUCUCUUACGGAUAGAAAUAAUAUUGUUUUUGUGCGACACUGGUUGGAUUUAGUACCCUGUUUCCAAAAGGUCCUUUACUGUUUACUUUCGAUCAUUUGGUGGCCAAUGGAGAGGAGAAAUUUUGGCAGCAUAAUUUACUAAUUUGGCGACUUGAUUGACUACAAUAACAUGCUUGUCUGAUAGUUAUUCCUAUGGUCACCAAAAGGUUUGCUUUUUACAUUUGUUAUUGCUUGUUUUCAUGGAAGCUUGGUUAUGUGAAAAAGAAAUAGAUAUAUUUUGUCAUGUUAAAUGUUGUGACUUUGUUUAUAAAAAUUAUUUUGAAAGGAACUUGAUUUCACCAAAAAAAAAAAAAAGAUGUGAAGAGCUGAUCCACGUGAAAAAACUAAGGCAGCAAAAUUUUAUCAUGUUAUUUUGGAGUAAAGUAUUCAACAGUGCUGUAUCUGUAAACUGUGAUUACAAGAUAGAUUUAUUUUAAAAAUUUAUCUCUUUUUUACAUUGAAAGCAUAACUUGGUCUAUAGAAGCUCUUGAAACAGACUGCAGAGUCAGUUUCUUUUUGUAAUCAUAAAAAAACAUGUAUCAAAACAUUUAGUAUUCUUAUGAAUUCAUCUUUGUAAGAUUUUCCUUCAUCUUUUAAUGUUUUGUUUUUGUAAAUGAUCAAAUGUCAGGUGGCAUUGAAAUAAGUACUGAUAAAUAGUUUUUUUUCAUAUAAUUAAAGUAAUUGAAUUGGACCAUUUUGUACAUCUCAGUAAAAGGAAAAUAUAUAGUUUGUUUAUUUGUGUGCCUAUGCAACAUUUACUGGACAAAAAUGUAAAUUAUUUGAUUGAGAUCACUUUUCAUACUUACAUUCCAAGGGUGGAUCCAGGAUUUAGUGAAGGUGGAUUUGGAUAAAUGUCUACUGAAAGGUGAAGAAUUCCAGGGUGAAGGUGUUAAAAAAAUUAUGAAGUGUUUUAAGGGAUAAUAACAGAAAAAAAAACUGAGGAAUAUGCAUGUGUUUCAAUGUUUUUCAGGUCAGUGUUGGGGGGUGUUACCAAACCACCUAAACCACCUCUGGAUCUGUCCCAGCAUUCUAGGCAUGAGUGUAAAUCUCAGUGCAACUGUUUUCUUUAUCCUCUAUCUGGUACAGCUGAAGGUUCCAAUAUUACACUUUUAAUCAACAUGAUAUUGACCAUUCCCCAAGGCUUAGUGGCCACCAAAAAGGAUAAUCCUUUACUAAAAGGGAAUGAAGAAGUGUAGUUUCCUAAAUGGUUUAUUCCAUAAUUAGCUCACUCUCAGUCUGUGAUUUUAGACUUGUCUCAUGAGGAGAAUUUUACAAAAGCAUUACGGAGUUUUUUUUUUUCUUAUUUUUUUGGAUACUCCAAUUAGCUUCUAAAGUGGCAAAGAUUUCAAUAUGCAUUGAAUAUAAAUAAAAUAUUUGCGAUGGUCCUAUGAUGGGGUCACCAAAAAGCAAAUAGGUGUCUCAAAAGAAGAUAAAACUCUUGAAAAGUUUUCAAGAUUUCAAUUGUCAUUGGAUAUGUGUUAUGCCUUUAUUUUCAUCUAUUAGUUGAGGUGUAAAUAAUUGAGUGAAUAAUAUGUAAAUACCUCAUCUUCAGUUAGCCUACCAGCAGGCACUCAUUAUUAGGUUGAGACCUUGACCACAGCCAGCAAAGAAUCUGGUACUUCUAGUGCAAUAUCUCUCACAGACCUUUCCCAGCUCACCGCAAACUUUUUAACCAUUUAACUCCCAGAUCAAACUUGUAAUUCUUCUCACUGUUGGUCAUACAAUUCUCAUAAUGUUAAUUCAGAGAAUUUAGUAUUAGAUGAACUAGUUAUCUCCAAAUUGAUAGUUUUCUUUAUUCUCAUUACUUAUCUGCUUGAUAAUGUAUUGAUCUUGUAAGGAGAAAUUCUGUCUUGAACACUCAUGGGAGUUAAAAAGUUAAAAGGCAAAGAAAUGCUUGUUUCACAGUGUUAGUCAUGAUGACCUUCUUGUUGGCUAUUCCUAAUUUUUUCAAUGGAAAUCCUUUGGAAAACAAUCAGAGAUUUUUUUUGAUACGAUAUCAAAUUCUGAGCAGUAUAUUAGUAAGGUUUGAUUGCUAGCCAGUGAGGAGAUGUAGCUGUCAGAUCUGAAACUAUUUAAAUUUUACUCUCACUAGGUAGCCAUUGUCUUGCUAUUAUUUUUAAAUAAAAAGUCAAUGAAAGAAACAUGCUUAACCAUUAAGUUUCUUUCAAAAUAGAUAUUAUGUUGUUGUACAUCCCAUUGCAACACGUUUUUGGCAAAAUACAAAUAUAGUUGAAUUCUAUUGCCAAUUAUUUUGGCAGCUAUUUUUGUAUGUCAGAGGUUGUUUAUGAAAGUGUUGUUUGAAAAGGUUUGAUUUGCUGUUUUCUAGCUUGAACUUUAACUACUUUGUAGGCACAAGUGAUUUUUUUCAAUGAUAUAUGUUAAAUUUUACUGCAUGGUUAGGUUUCACUUCAACUGCUAGGGGCAUGAACCUUGGUAUGAAAGUGUUGUUUGAAAAGGUUCAACUUGCUGUUUUCUAGCUUGAACUUAAAUUACUUUGUAGGCACAAGUGAUUUUUUCAAUGAUAUAUGUUCAAUUUCAAUGUAUGGGGAGUUUUCACCUCAAUUACCAGAGCAAUGAACCUUG